UAUUUUGAAUAGAAAAAAAUUAUUUGAUUUCGACCAUCUCUCAUUGUAUCCUAUGAAAAAAUUAUUGAUGCUAUUUUAACCACUUUGCCCGCUACAUUUUUGCUAUUAAACAUUAUAUGCUUCAACUCUCUCUAGUAUACACAAUCAUACUUCUUUUUUACAGAAUUUGUUUAAAAACAGUUUGAUAAUAACCAUGACCUCUAAUAGUAGGAAGACACUUGAUAAAUUAUUCACUGGUAGCCAUGUUCAUAUAAAGCAUAGAGAUGCUGUUAUGGAAAAAAUACAAAGACUUGUUAGUGAUGGUACCUCUUGUUUACAAGUCAUCAGUGACUUUGAUAUGACAAUUAGCAAAUACAAACAUUUAAACAAAAGAUGUCCGUCUAGUCAUACAAUAUUGGAAAUGAAUUCAUUAAUACCAAAUGAUGUCAAAACACAGCUCACCAAUUUAAAAGAAAAAUAUCAUGCAAUUGAAAUUGAUCCUAAUUUAACACAAGAAGAAAAAAUUCCUCAUAUGAUUGAGUGGUGGACAAAGGCUCAUAAACUUAUCAGUUCCUCUGAAAUUAAAAAAAGUCAUUUGCAAGAUAACGUUUCUAAAUCUGAAGCUAUGCUGCGUGAUGGUUCUGAACAUAUGAUUGAUACUUUACAUAAACACAAUGUCCCACUUCUUAUAUUCUCAGCAGGUGUGGGAGAUGUAUUGGAAGAAGUCAUCCGACAGAAAUCAAACUUUCAUCCAAAUAUCAAAAUAGUGUCAAAUUUUAUGGAAUUUGAUGAAACUGGGACUUUAAUUGGGUUCAAAGGUGAUUUAAUCCAUACUUUCAAUAAGAACGAAUCAGCAUUGGAAGAUGAUGAUUAUUUCGAAAAUGUAAAACACAGACACAACAUUAUUAUGAUGGGAGAUAUGCUCGGAGAUUUGACCAUGGCAAACGGUGUCCCCAAAAUGAAUGUUUGUUUGAAGAUUGGCUUUUUGAAUGCCAAGUUUGAUGAAUUACUGGAACAGUUCAUGGAUGCUUGGGAUAUAGUUCUGGUAGAUGACCAAACUAUGGAUAUGGCGAAUGCAAUACUUGAUACAAUUAUAGAAGUUGGAGAGCAAGUUGCAGCAUGAGGUUUUUAGGAGCCAUUGUUGUGCAACUCCAGAUUGCAGAUAUAAUAAUCAGGCCAAAUGAGAAAAAAAGAAUACAAGAGCAUAACAUUAUUUUGGCAUAAUGGUAACCUGGUAAAAACAUCAUUUCCUGUUAACCUGGGGAUCGGGUCAAUAUUGGAGUUGAGGAUGGUGACUGGUGACAUGGAAUUCAGUGAAGAGUUGUCAAAUUUCUUUUUGCUCUGCUGCUGUUUAUUAGUGUUUCUUAAUUUUGCUCUUUUCUGGUCUAAAUACAUGGAAAUGGAACAAAA
Molecule: messenger RNA, 1389 nt
Organism: Styela clava
Lineage: Eukaryota; Metazoa; Chordata; Ascidiacea; Stolidobranchia; Styelidae
Source: RefSeq, a predicted model, not a curated record